UAAAGAGUAACAGCGGUGGGGGAAAAGGGAGGAGGGCAGAGACCGACGAGUUAAGAAAAGAAAAGAAAAGAAAAGAAAAGAAAAACCAAAUAAAAGCCAAUAUUUCUGCUCCUCCACUCUCUCUCUCUACACACUUUCUCUCUCCUCUUUCCGGUCGAUCUCCGUCUCCGUCUUCAUCACCAUUGUUCAAAAACAAUAAAAAUUCAAUUUCAGACAGCAUAUUAUUCUCUCCUAUAAAAACAGAUUUACAGGGGAAAAAUCAUCUUUUUUUUGGUGGAUUUCCUUGACUUCUGCAAAAUCAAAGGCGUUUUGAGGAUUAAGAAAGAACUACCCCUCAAUAUUGGGAUACAAUUGAACACAAGGCCUUGUUGAUGAUUUGUAUUAUGGUUAUAGGGCAUUUCAAUGGCAAACCAAAGUAAGUAAUUCAGCUAACAGGGGUUAAAAAUAUGCGUUUUGGAAGUCCAUCUGGGGAUAAUUAGGGGUUUAAUAUUAAUCUCGGGGUUUUAGUUUGAUAUUCUCCAAUGUGAUUUCAUUGGAGGUGUAUUUAUGACUUCCGGCAAGCCAUUGCUGUCGCCAUCUGAGCUUUCUUCUGCACCAAGUCCUCGUCAUCAUAAUAAUUCAUCGUUAGGGAUCUGCUCGUUGGGAUGUCUCCCCCAGAAUGCAUCAGCUUCUGCUGAUUUGGAUGAGUCUCCGGGGACCAAUUUAUGUGAUUUGAAGGAGGAGGUGGUGGUGGACAGUAAUCAACCACUAGAUGAUAUAUCAGGUGUAGGAAAUUCUAGGCUGCAUUCUUCUUCACUUAGAAAGGGGACAACUGAGCUACAGUCGAAAUGCCCCUCACGAGAGAGAAAACGCUUUGUGUCAUGGGGUGGUACAGAAGACCAUCCACACGAGCAAACGACCUUUGAAAUAUCCAGUGAUAUUUCAAGGGUGGCUUCAUCUAGAGCAGCAUCCACCCGGCCGUCAUCUCAAGGACAUUUUGAUGAGUCCAGGGAUUCGUCUCGUGUCCAGGAUAAGCUAAGCAAAUCCCAGAGGCUUCUUCAGAAAAGUAUGCAGCUGGAGAAUGACUUGUUACAUGGAAAUAAUGCUAGGUUGAUCCAUGUUAAUGAUCCAAAAAAGACCAAUGAUCAGUUUGAAUUCACUGGAAAUGAGAUCCGCACUAGCAAAUAUACAAUAAUAAGUUUCUUGCCAAAAAAUCUCUUCAUUCAGUUCCACCGGGUUGCUUAUUUAUACUUUUUAGCUAUUGCUGCUCUGAAUCAGCUUCCACCACUUGCUGUUUUCGGGAGAACUGUAUCUCUAUUUCCUCUUCUUUUUGUGCUUUCUGUGACUGCUAUAAAAGAUGGUUAUGAGGAUUGGCGACGACACAGAUCAGACAGGAAUGAGAAUAACCGGGAGACUCUAGUACUUCAAUUUGGCAAGUUUCAGUUAAAACGAUGGAAGAAUAUUAAGGUUGGUGAGGUUGUGAAGAUCCUAGCUGAUGAGACGAUUCCUUGUGACAUGGUGUUGUUAGGAACAAGUGAUCCUAGUGGGAUUGCUUAUAUCCAAACAAUGAAUCUAGAUGGUGAAUCAAACUUGAAGACAAGGUAUGCUAGGCAAGAAACAACUUCAUUAGUCAGUGAAGUGGAGUCAAUUUCAGGAGUUAUCAGAUGUGAACAGCCUAACAGGAAUAUCUAUGAGUUCACAGCCAACAUGGAGUUGAAUGGGCAUAAGUUUCCGCUCAGCCAAUCAAACAUUAUCUUACGUGGUUGUCAGCUGAAGAACACAGAAUGGGCAAUAGGAGUGGCGGUUUAUGCUGGGCAGGAGACCAAGGCUAUGCUUAACAGUGCAGCAUCUCCUUCUAAAAGAAGCAGGUUGGAAACCUACAUGAACCGGGAAACCCUUUGGUUGUCUGUAUUCCUUUUCGUCAUGUGCUUGGUAGUAGCAUCCGGAAUGUGUAUAUGGCUGAAGCAACACGAGAAGCAGCUUGAUACCCUGCCUUAUUACCGGAAAAUUUACUUUGAUGGGACACAUAAUGGUAAAAAGUAUAGAUAUUAUGGGAUUCCUAUGGAAACUUUUUUCUCCUUUUUGAGUUCCAUCAUAGUUUUCCAGAUAAUGAUACCUAUAUCUCUCUACAUCACCAUGGAGUUGGUUCGCUUGGGACAGUCGUAUUUCAUGAUUGGAGACAGGCACAUGUAUGACACUAACAGUAAUUCAAGGUUCCAGUGCAGAUCCUUGAAUAUCAAUGAGGAUUUGGGUCAGAUACGUUAUGUUUUUUCUGAUAAAACAGGAACACUUACUGAAAAUAAGAUGGAAUUCAAAAGAGCAAGUGUGUGGGGAAAAAACUAUGGGAGACCCCUUUCUGCUACAGGUGAAUCAUUAAACACAGAUUUUGAAGAACCAACAGAAGCCCCUUCAAGUCGACGAAGAUUGAGGCUCAAGUCAGAAAUUCCUACUGAUUCUGAACUUAUGGAAUUGUUACAUACCGAGCUAGCUGGGGAAGAGAGGGUUGCUGCGCACGAGUUCUUUAUGACGUUGGCAGCAUGUAAUACCGUAAUUCCUAUUCUUAGCCAUAGCUCAUCGUCACGUGCUAUACUGGAUGAAGUGCAUGACAAUGUUGGCACCAUUGAGUAUCAAGGUGAAUCUCCUGACGAACAAGCACUAGUUGCUGCUGCUUCUGCGUAUGGAUAUACACUUUGUGAGCGAACGUCUGGUCAUAUUGUGAUUGAUGCCAAUGGUGAGAAACUAAGAUUGGAUGUCUUGGGACUGCAUGAGUUUGACAGUGUGCGUAAAAGAAUGUCUGUGGUUAUUAGAUUCCCGAACAAUGCUGUAAAAGUUUUGGUCAAAGGGGCUGAUACUUCAAUGUUUAGCAUUUUAAGGAAAGACCACAAAAGCCAUGCUGACAUACAGAAAGCCACUCUUAACCAUUUGAAUGAGUACUCAUGUGAAGGUUUGCGGACCCUGGUUGUUGCUGCAAGGAAUCUCACGGGAGAAGAACUGGAAGAGUGGCAAUGCAUGUAUGAAGAUGCUAGCACAUCUUUGACUGAUAGAUCAGCAAAAUUGCGCCAAACAGCAGCUCUUAUUGAGUGCAAUUUAACUCUACUAGGGGCCAGCGCAAUUGAGGACAAACUACAAGAAGGCGUACCAGAGGCAAUCGAGUCUCUGCGCCAAGCAGGAAUAAAGGUUUGGGUUCUUACUGGAGAUAAGCAAGAAACAGCAAUUUCAAUUGGUAUGUCUUGCAAACUUUUGACCUCAGACAUGCAGCGGAUCAUCAUUAAUGGCACUUCAGAAAACGAAUGCAAGAGACUUUUUUUUGAUGCUAAGACCAAAUUUGGAGUAAAGCCUGCAAGUUGUUUUAAUCAAAUCUUAACAUGUCAGAGCGAUGCAGAAAAUGGUUAUCAUGAAGUUCCUGUUAGUAUGAAGUCAUCUAAUUUACCAGAGCAGCAUGCAGGAGAGGAAGGUGUUUCUGGUGAAUCUUUGGCACUCAUAAUUGAUGGGAAUAGUCUUGUAUACAUAUUAGAGAAAGAUCUCGAGUCUGAGCUAUUCGACCUUGCGACAUCAUGUAGGGUUGUGAUUUGCUGUCGUGUUGCGCCCUUGCAGAAGGCUGGAAUUGUUGACCUAAUAAAGAGCCGCACAGAUGAUAUGACGCUAGCCAUAGGUGAUGGGGCUAAUGAUGUUUCAAUGAUCCAAAUGGCGGAUGUUGGUGUUGGAAUAUGUGGUCAAGAAGGGCGGCAAGCAGUGAUGGCAUCGGAUUUUGCUAUGGGACAGUUUCGGUUUCUGAAAAGAUUGCUCCUUGUGCACGGACAUUGGAAUUACCAGCGCGUUGGUUAUUUGGUUCUUUACAACUUCUACAGAAAUGCUGUUUUUGUUUUCAUGCUUUUCUG
Molecule: messenger RNA, 3857 nt
Organism: Nicotiana tabacum (common tobacco)
Lineage: Eukaryota; Viridiplantae; Streptophyta; Magnoliopsida; Solanales; Solanaceae
Source: RefSeq, a predicted model, not a curated record